This is a messenger RNA of Selaginella moellendorffii, 1638 nucleotides long. Its product is annotated as pentatricopeptide repeat-containing protein At4g02750. The record is from RefSeq and is a predicted model, not a curated record. Bases 1 to 1638 code for a protein of 545 amino acids. Gene Ontology annotation, biological process: RNA modification. The transcript has 2 exons. Gene Ontology annotation, molecular function: protein binding; RNA binding. NCBI's taxonomy places the organism in Eukaryota, Viridiplantae, Streptophyta, Lycopodiopsida, Selaginellales, Selaginellaceae.
AUGGCGACGGCGAUGCUCGAGAAGUUUUCUCUCAAUCCAGCAGUGGCAGCAGCAGCGCCACGAUCACCGCCAUCGCCCAUCGACGACGAUCUCCGCCAGCAAGACGAAUUCGCGAGGGUGCUACGUUCUUGCUCGAAAACCCGGGAUUUGGUCCGUGGCAGGGAAACGCACUCGCAGAUCCUCGCCAGCUCCCAGCGCCACAGCCGAUACCUCCGCAAUCUCCUCAUCGAGAUGUAUGGCCACUGCGGCGCCAUCGUCGACGCUCGCAAGAUCUUCGAUGGCAUUGCCUAUCCGAACGUUUUCUCCUGGAACAUCAUGAUGGCCGCCUACAUCCACAACGAUCGCGUCCGCGACGCGGAACUUGCGCUGGAGCUCUUCUCCAAGAUGCCAGGCCGCAACCUCGUCUCCUGGAACGCGAUGAUCGCCGCCUACGUCCUAAACGCCCGCGACCGCGAGGCCGCGGAGCUCUUCCACCGCAUGGAUCAAGAGGGCGUCGCGAUCAAUCACUACACCAUCGCGAGCAUCCUCGAUGCCUAUGGAAACUUGGGCGAUCUCGCGAGAGGGGAGCUCACGCACAGCAGGGCUGUCGCUCGCGGCGACGAUGGCGACGUGAUCGUCCAGACCGCGCUGAUCAUCAUGUAUGGCAAGCUCGGGAGGGCGAGUGACGCGGAGGCGGUGUACCGCGCGGCGCCGCCGGGUGACGUAGUGGCGCUGAGCGCUAUGAUCGGAGCUUAUACCCAGAGCGGGGAUAUCACCAGCGCGAGGAGAGUGUUUGAUCGAUCCGCCAGCCGCGACGUUGUGGUCUGGACUGGGAUGGUCACUGCGCUCGCGCAGAGUGGUGAUCUUGAGGAGGCGCGGCGGCUCUUCUCUGAGAUGCCGAUCCGGAACGCUGUGAGCUGGUCCGCGAUGAUCGCAGCAAAUGCCCAGCACGGGUAUGGCAGGGAGGCGAUGCGGCUGUUCAAGCUCAUGGAUCUCGAGGGGGAGUUUCCACACCAGCAGACGAUCGGCAGCCUCAUCGAUGCUUGCUCCGCGGAUCCGUCCAUGGCCGAGGCCAGGAUCAUCCACUCGGUGAUCCACGACAAUGGAUUCAAGCUCGACGUGAUCCUGUCCAGCGCGCUCAUCAACAUGUAUGGGAAGUACGGGAGCCUGGAUCUCGCGCGGGAGGUGUUUGAGACGAUGGAGCAGCGGAACAUCAUCUCCUGGAACACGAUGGUGGCGGUCUACGCCGAGAGCGGGCAUGGCGACGAGGCGCUCUACAUCUUCUCGCGCUUGCAUCUCGAUGGAAUGGUGCCCGACGACGCCACCAUCUCGAGCGCUCUGGCGGCGUGCUGCCACUCGGGGUUGCUCGAGGACGCGCGGUGCUUCUUCCACUUGAGCCACGAGUAUGGCUUGCAUCUCACGCUGGAGAACUACGCUUGUGUCAUCUUUCUCCUCGGGAAGGCUGGGAGGUUGGCGGAUGCCGAGGAGCUCAUACGCACCAUGCCGUUUGAGCCGCGAGAGGCGACCUGGAUGACGCUGCUCAGCGCUUGCAAGACGCAGAGGGAUGUGGAUCUGGGAACUAGAGUCGGGCAAGCAAUCCUUGAUCGUGAUCCAGACAAUGCCGGACCUUAUGUGCUAUUGUCAAAUGUUUACACUUGA